Messenger RNA from Penicillium brasilianum, 1944 nucleotides. NCBI's taxonomy places the organism in Eukaryota, Fungi, Ascomycota, Eurotiomycetes, Eurotiales, Aspergillaceae. The record is from the annotation of a GenBank genome assembly.
GCAAUCCCAGCCGACGAGACCCUGGAUGAAGUCAAAAUGUCACCAUCUCGUCUGGAUUGGUUCCCCUUUCGACCACAAUCCACGGAACAAAUUCUCAUACCUCCAGUGACGCAAAUAAUCAAAACUCCCAUGAUGCUACACGCUCACGAAUUAAUCCGCCGGAAAUAAGAUCCCCACUUGCAGGGAAAACCUCCCAAACAAAAAAGAAAAGCUUGUUCUCCUCACAGAGUCCAAGUCCAAGUCCAAGCUUUAGGCAACCGCUUUUCCCCCAAAAAGUCUACCAGUGCGAAUAACGCCAACUGCGAGCCUCGCAGGAAUUGGCUUCUCGUGCCCAUGGCCACUAGGCAGAAACCCAAUUACACGAUACCCGGCACUGUAGGACAGAAAUCGAUGCCGUGCGCCCCCACGGGCUCGUUCAUAUUAAACCCGAUCGCCCGGAUCGACGGGAGAUUAUGGCAAUCAAGCUUCGGUGCUCUUCUUGGCUCCGUCAUGGCUGUCCAAGGAUCCGCGGCUGGUCAGUCCAGUCUGGAUGCUGCAUUGAUAUCGGCACCGGCUGGCACCGUGUUGCAGGGGGUCCCUGAAGAAGACGAGGAGGAGGAGGAUGUCUAUCUUCUUCAUGAUUAUGACCCGGAGGCUCAGCGGCAGAGUCAGGAGUGGAAUCCGAGUGGCUCGAAUCCGCGAAAGAAACUCAGAGACAAGUCUUCGAGAGGGACUUUAUUAGGAUUGAGGCUGUUGCCGUGGAGGUGCACGCAUAUGCAGUGCGAGUCGAAGAUCUGGUCGAAAAGUGUGCUCUUUUGUCGGUUUGUGAAACGGCCGUUUUGGAUUCUGGUUGCUCUUCUCGGCCUCGUAAGCCUCUUCUCCUUUGCAUGGGACGGUGUCCUCUCCGUCCUUGCAGAUCGCCGCGAUGCAGGCAUCUUCCCCGGUCAACGGCCGUCUCUCUUCUCGGACUGGCUCACCCACGGCGUCGUCCCCAUCGCAUGCCAUUCCCACAACGACUACUGGCGGCGGGUUCCGCUGUUCUCCGCGCUCGCAGCAGGCUGCACCAGCGUGGAAGCCGACAUCUGGCUCGACGACGACGAGCUGCGCGUCGGACACACGAUGCGCACCGUCCUCCCGAAUCAAUCUUUGCGCAGUCUCUACCUCGGCCCACUCCUCGAGAUCCUCGAGCAGCAUAACCCGGGCAGAAAUCUCUCGUCGGCAGGAACAAAAUCACUAAUCGAAGCAGAAGACUUUUCUCCAGUCGGGAUCUUCGUCACCGAACCUGAUCAUCCCCUAGUCCUACUCAUCGACUUCAAGUCCUCCCCCGAACUUCUAUGGCCCAUCCUUGUGAAACACCUCCAACCUCUCCGCCAAAAGGGCUAUCUCACACACUUUAAUGGAACGACCCUUGUCCAACGCCCAAUCACGGUCGUAGCAACGGGCAGUGCGCCCUUCCACCGCAUCCAAGCCAGCAGGUCAUACCGCGACAUCUUCUACGACGCACCCCUCGACAAACUAGUCCCUAUCCCGUCGGAACUCGUACCUGAACCUGGACCUGAAUCCGCAUUCGCAUCCGAGACACACGGCAUCUCUGAUCCGGAAUCCGACUCCGACUCCCCAUACACAAAAUACAACAGCUACUACGCCUCCGUCGAUUUCCACGCUAGCAUCGGAUCUCUCCCGCUGGGCCACCUCUCGCAGGACCAACUGGCCAAAGUACGAGCUCAGAUCGCGGCUGCACAUGACUUGGGCUUGAAAGUCCGGUAUUGGGGUACACCCGGGUGGCCGGUUGGAUUGCGGAAUUACGUGUGGAGAGUGCUGGUCAGGGAGGGGGUUGAUAUGUUGAACGUGGAUGACCUGAGGGCGGCGAGUAGAGUGGAUUGGACGAUGACUGGGUGGUGGGGGAGAUGGAAUGGGUAGUUUCUUAGUAUAUUUUUUUUGAAAAAAAAAAAAAAAAAAACCGUA